UUCAUACUCGCUCAGGGCCCUCAUUGUCUACAUUCAUGAAAGCAUAUCACGAUGCCCGACCUACCACGCAAACUACCUAAAAAUGCGCAAGAAUGGGAGGAUGCCAUAGAUGAAAUGGAACUCACAGGCAAGACUGUACACGGUGCAGAGCUAGCCUCAGCCUCGAGGAUUGAAUACAAGCAGUUUCUUCUGCUUCGUGUGCUGUGGGUAGGGCACCACGCAACAGAUCUGCCAAAAAUGCUGCCUGGCUUCAAUAGAUGGAUUGCUAAGGCGGAGAAGAUGCUAAAAGUAUUGAACAUUGAGGAACUUCGUAUCCACGAUCCGCUUGAUGAUUCGGAAACGCUGAGAUCCCAGAGACUCCGAGCCCCUUCCAGGACACCCGAGUCCCAAAAACCGGACAAUGUGUUAUACCCUCCAACUAUGGAUGAGCAGAUAGUGAAUUGUGCUUUAUUUAUCUUCUUGAAUGCGCUGACCAUGCCCUUCAAGCUCGCCAACAACUGGACUUUGCACAGAAAGGCUUUCAAAGCUAAGUUUUAUAAUGCCAGUUUUGAGGCAAGAACUGACGGAUAUCUGGAUGACCGUCGCGGAGAAGCCCAGGCCAUUAUCGAAGUGAAGCCUGUCAGAUGAUCCAUGAAAUCUGUUCCUUUCCAAAUGCAAGAGAGCGCUCAAAUGGUAGCGUAGAUAAAGAAUGAUUGUGAGAAGCUGCCAAACCCAAUAGAUAUGAGGUA
Messenger RNA from Aspergillus eucalypticola CBS 122712, 728 nucleotides. RefSeq lists its product as uncharacterized. The record is from RefSeq and is a predicted model, not a curated record. The coding region runs from base 52 to 627 and encodes 191 amino acids. The transcript is spliced from 3 exons. NCBI's taxonomy places the organism in Eukaryota, Fungi, Ascomycota, Eurotiomycetes, Eurotiales, Aspergillaceae.